This is a messenger RNA of Phaedon cochleariae (mustard beetle), 1717 nucleotides long. Lineage: Eukaryota; Metazoa; Arthropoda; Insecta; Coleoptera; Chrysomelidae. The record is from the annotation of a GenBank genome assembly.
AUGUUCAAAACUUUGGAAGGUCAGUCUUUGUGUGUGAAAAAUAACAGAUUGUGAUUGUGAAGGAAGUAAUAAAACAUACUAUUUGUCUAAAUAUUGUGUUCUAAAUUUAUUGUUCCUGUAGACUGUAGAGUGUUUAUUUAAAGAAGCACAAUAAUAUUCUUCUGAACUCAUGAAUAGCACAAGUGCUUCGGACUCUAAUGGAUCCAGAAAUUAUUUUGUAAACUUCAAUCAGGACAGCACAUCUUUGGCAGUUGGAAGUAAAUCAGGCUACCGACUUUACUCCUUAAGUAGUGUCGAGACACUAGAACAAAUUUACAGCAAUGGAACUGAAGAUUCUUGUUUGGUUGAAAGGCUCUUCAGUAGUAGUCUUGUUGCAGUUGUGUCUCUGACGGCUCCACGAAAACUAAAAGUAUGCCAUUUUAAAAAAGGAACAGAAAUAUGCAACUACUCAUAUUCUAAUACUAUCUUGGCUGUUAAAUUGAAUAGGGCUCGACUGGUAGUAUGUCUAGAAGAAAGCCUAUAUAUUCACAAUAUAAGAGAUAUGAAAGUACUUCAUACUAUACGUGACACCCCCCCUAACCCUCAAGGGCUUUGCGCCCUUAGUAUAAAUAGUGACAAUUGUUAUCUAGCUUAUCCUGGUUCAUCGACAAUUGGAGAAGUACAAAUAUUUGAUGCAAUCAAUUUGCAUGCAAAGACGAUGAUACAUGCUCACGAUAGUCCGUUAGCUGCAUUGGGGUUCAGUCCGAAUGGGACACGCAUUGCUACAGCUUCGGAAAAAGGAACUGUGAUAAGGGUGUUCUCUGUGACGGAUGCCUCUAAGUUGUACGAAUACAGAAGGGGCGUCAAACGAUGCGUUGCCAUAUCUUGUUUAGCAUUCAGUCUUUGUGGCCAGUUUCUGGGAUGUAGUAGUAAUACAGAGACUGUCCAUGUUUUUAAGCUGGAAGAACCAAAGGAUAGUCCGCGCAGAAGUGUUGAGGAAUCUGGUUGGAUGGGAUAUCUUACUACAUAUCUGCCUUCCCAAGUUACUGAUGUUUUUACUCAAGGAAGAGCCUUCGCUACAGCACAUUUGAAAAUGUACGGAGUCAAGAAUGUCAUAUCCAUUGCAACAAUCCAGCAGGAGCUGAGAUUACUCGUCGCAACUGAAGAUGGCGUACUAUAUGUUUAUAACAUAGAUAAGAAUGAGGGAGGUGAUUUAAUGUUGUUCAAGCAGCAUCGAUUGGAUGGUUCUUCUGAAGUGACAGGAAAAUCGUCUGACCAAAUUGACUCACCAAAAAGUUCGUCUCCUCAAGACAUCGAAGGAGGCAUUCUAGGUAGCUACGCUGGCAUCCUCAAAGGCAAUCCCAUGGGCCAAAUGUCAGAAUCAGAGAAGUUACGAGAAAUGGCUGCCGCAGCGGAAUCCCCUCCAAGAGACUCAUUUCAGUUCACUGAUGAUCAAGAAUACCCACCACUAACUCAAAACUCCGACUGAGAUCGACAAGGAGACACAUAUGAGUUCACUUUGGAAAAGCUGACAAACAAAGAGAAAUUCCAACUCACUUAUGUGAUGAAUCUCAUUGUUUGCUUAGUUGAGGAUAUUGUACUAUAUAUAUUUGAUUCUUUUUCGAAAAAUUAUUCUAUCCACUUGAUAUGUUAAUGACAAUUUUUUCAAAGCUAUUGGAUACAAAAUUAUGUUGUUUUAUUUUACACGUUUAAAUAUAGGUGUAUUAUCAAACUAAUU